GACCACCACAUCAUAUCUGUUUUCUUCUGCGGCUGCCACAAAACUACUCUUCUUCCUUUCCCUCUGCUCACUGAGGCUCUGCGAUAGGGUUUUAGUGAAUCCGAUGGCUUCCAAUUCAGAGAAGAAACCUUCUCCUUCAGGUGAGAAAAUCGAUUCGAAGGAGGUGAGGGAUUCAACGGCCUCAGGGAGUCCACCUUCAUCAGCUCAGCCCAACCCUUUCAAUGCUUUUGAUUUCUCUAAUAUGUCCAGUUUGCUCAACGAUCCAAGCAUCCAACAAUUGGCUGAGCAAAUAUCUCAGGAUCCUGCAUUCAACCAGUUGGCGGAGCAGCUGCAGAAAUCCUUUAGUAACACCCCAUCAGAUGAUAGCAUUCCUCAGAUUGAUCCGCAGCAGUAUUACGCCACGAUGACACAAGUUAUGGAGAAUCCUGGCUUUAAGACGAUGGCGGAACGUCUUGGUAAUGCCUUGCUGCAGGAGCCAUCAAUGUCUCAUUUGGUUGAGAAUUUAACAAACCCCGAAACAACGGAGCAGUUUGCCGAGCGGAUGGCGCGUAUGAAAGAAGAUCCGUCCUUGAAACCUAUGCUAGAUGAGAUUGAGGCUGGAGGCCCUUCUGCUAUGAUGAAGUACUGGAAUGAUAAAGAUGUGCUGAAGAAGCUCGGUGAAGCGAUGGGUAUGGCGGUUCCUGUGGACCAGCCUGCUUCAUCUGAAACUGAAGGUGCCGACGAAGGGGAAGAAGAGGAAUCUAUUGUUCAUCAUACUGCUAGUCUGGGAGAUGUUGAGGGUUUGAAGAAUGCUUUAGCAUCUGGUUGUGAUAAAGAUGAAGAAGAUUCUGAGGGAAGGACAGCAUUGCAUUUUUCAUGUGGAUAUGGUGAGGUGAAAUGUGCUCAGGUUCUUCUCGAUGCUGGAGCAAAUGUUAAUGCGGUUGACAAGAAUAAGAACACACCUCUCCAUUAUGCCGCUGGGUAUGGAAGGAAAGAGUGUGUAAGCCUUCUCCUCGAGAACGGGGCUGCAGUGACCUUACAAAACAUGGACGGGAAAACCCCCAUCGAUGUGGCUAAGCUCAACAACCAGCACGAUGUGGUGAAGCUUCUCGAGAAGGACGCAUUCCUGUGAACUCAGGCCGUCCUUUACAAAUGCUUUCGUUCUCGUGAGCGAAUAGAAGAUCGGAAACAUCUGAUGGAAGGUGCUUUCGUCCUGUUUCAAAGGGCCAUGAAUCAUCAUCUUCUGAUUGUUGCAUACUUUGUUCUUUUUGGGGUCCGCUGUUGUUUUGUCUCUGCAGAUAUUUUAACCGAAUUGUAGGGUUUGAACCAGACUUCGAACUGAGAAAGGGUCGAAUGUGGGUUUGAUACGGAAAACGGAUAUUAAAAAUUAAAUGGGUACCUAGUCUCGAAUUUCCAUCAA
Molecule: messenger RNA, 1399 nt
Organism: Tarenaya hassleriana
Lineage: Eukaryota; Viridiplantae; Streptophyta; Magnoliopsida; Brassicales; Cleomaceae
Product: ankyrin repeat domain-containing protein 2B-like
Exons: 9
Coding region: 104-1111 (335 amino acids)
Biological process (GO): protein targeting to chloroplast
Cellular component (GO): chloroplast outer membrane
Molecular function (GO): protein binding; chloroplast targeting sequence receptor activity
Source: RefSeq, a predicted model, not a curated record